AUGGCAGUCGUGGCCAAGAAGCUGAUUGUCGUCAAGAAGCUCAUCGAAGAGCACAUCUUGGCUGCCUCCACUUUCGCCGGCACGGCUCGCAGUCGCAAAGACGCUUUCUUGACCGCCGCUCGCAGGAAAGAGUCCCCCGGUUCCGAUCCAAAGUGGCUGUCGCACCGGAAGACUCCGCCGCCGAUGGCGGCUGCAUGCUUUGCGGUUGAAUGUCGGACGUCGGAACCAUUUCAUUCUGCUGCUGUGAAUUCCACUCUUGCCACUCUGGCUCCUUGUCGAAAUCAAACUCCAUCACCAGGGGUACGACGACUACCUGGUCACCGAGAAGCCGCACUUCUUCCUAGGGAUUGUUUGAGUCUGCUUAUUUUUCAAUUGCCUCUCGCCGUCGCCUACGUUUAUGGAAUAUCCUCCAAGAAAUCUUGGUAUACAUUCAGUGUCGAAUGAAUGAGCUGCUUUGAUUGCUAAAUUUCCAAGAGCAACCUCUGUGGCCCGUAUGGAAGAGCACGGUUUCGAGAGAACCACAGUUUCUGAUGUUCUGAAAGCCAAAGGGAAGUGCGGAUGGGUCCUGGCUCUGGUGCACGACUGAUGACAGUGUGUAUGAAGCCGUGGAAUCGAUGAGUCAGCACAAUGUUGGAGGUCUGGUGGUGAUUAAACCAGGGGAGGAAAAGUCGAUUGCUGGAAUUAUCACUGAAAGAGAUUACCUCUGAAAAAUAAUUGUCCAGGGAAGGUCAUCCAAGUCAAUGAAGGUUGGAGACAUGAAGACAGCGACAUUGCACACAACUGUAUGUUGGGCACCACCGCACCAGUAAUG
Striga asiatica is the source of this 811-nucleotide messenger RNA. The record is from the annotation of a GenBank genome assembly. Lineage: Eukaryota; Viridiplantae; Streptophyta; Magnoliopsida; Lamiales; Orobanchaceae.